AUGCAAUCCUGGCUGGCGUUGAUCUGGUUCCUCCUUCUAUGUAGCAGUCCAUUCGGACUGGUCAAGCUCGGCGAAGUAGGCGCGACGACUCCUCCGACAGCGCGCGACGGACGCGACGGUGGAGGGCUCGCUGGUCUCCGCAGACGUUCGACGGUCGGGCAACACGUCUUCGUCGACUCGCUUCCUAUGGGACGGACAGGAUUCGACGUUCCCAGUAUACUACCUUUGAUUGUUACUUCAUCUUCUCCGAACGUGGAGGAAGAUGAAGACGAUGACCAUCCCGACGGCAUACCGCAUCACCUGUCGGCGAAGUACGAUCCGGCCCGUUCGUAUUCCACACCACGGAGUGGACCGACCGCUGCAACGGAUUUGCGUGACUACGAUUCCGUCUUUGAAAAACCAUGUAUCUUUGUCACAACAUUCUUAACAUGUGCGGAUUACUUUUCCGUUGAGGAAGGACUUGACCAUGCGGUGUUUUGUUCACCCGACGGAAUUUGCGGUGGGAAGGGGGCCGCGUGUGGGGCCAAUCAAGCUUGUGCUCGAGGUGAGUUGGUUCCUGCUCACGAGCCUUCAACUGAAGAAAGUGCCUUCACUGAAAAUAUAACUCCGUCGUUCCAGGCCUUACUUGCGACUACCAAAAACACCGCUGCGUUGCUCUAACCCGGACGAGACUAUCCCGGACCCAAGCGAGGAUUGAAAAUAGGAGAAAGUCAGCCGCAGCAUCGUGCCCCCCAGGGAGCGAGAUCUGUCCAAACGGUGCGGGAGGGUUUCAGUGCGUUUACACCUCAAGUGAAACGACCGAGUGUGGGGCAUGUCUCGCAAUGGGAGGUCGGGAUUGUCAUACGAUCCCACAUGCACUGGCGACGAGUUGUAGGAAUGGGGAUUGCCUCGUUCGUGAGUGAUGGAUAGGGUUCGAUUUGAUCGAACUUGAGCAGAGCUCGAGCCAUUUCAAACCUUUUCUUGGUCUUGCAGAUGCGUGCUUCGAUGGAUUCGAGCCUUCGGCGGAUGGGGAGAAAUGUCACGAGGUGCAUGGAGACGGGAAGAUUUCUCGGGCGGAUUCAGACCGAAUGAGCUAA
Messenger RNA from Microbotryum saponariae, 1076 nucleotides. Lineage: Eukaryota; Fungi; Basidiomycota; Microbotryomycetes; Microbotryales; Microbotryaceae. The record is from the annotation of a GenBank genome assembly.